Arabis nemorensis is the source of this 2571-nucleotide messenger RNA. NCBI's taxonomy places the organism in Eukaryota, Viridiplantae, Streptophyta, Magnoliopsida, Brassicales, Brassicaceae. The record is from the annotation of a GenBank genome assembly.
AUGAACGAGAAAAGCCGGAUUCUGUUUUCCCUCCUCUGUUUCUUCUCUGUUCUUUUGGUUUCUCCAUCUCAAACUAACGGCAAAGAUUUCGCGUUGAGCUGCGGGGCAUCAGAACCGGCUUCUGAUCCAGACAAGAAAAAAUGGGAACCUGAUACCAAGUUCUUGAAAACGGCAAACACGGUUCAUGCAACAGCUACUUAUCAAGAUCCUUCACUUCUUUCGACGGUUCCUUACAUGACAGCAAGAAUCUUUACAGCUCCUGCAACUUAUGAAAUCCCGGUUAAAGGAGACAAAAGACAUUUGCUCCGCUUACAUUUAUAUCCAUCAACAUACACGGGACUUGACAUUUCCGAUUCCUAUUUCUCCGUCGCAGCUAACGAUGUUACCCUUCUCAGCAAUUUUAGCACAGCUAUCACAUGUCAAGCCAUGACCCAGGCUUACCUCGCUAGAGAAUAUUCUCUCGCACCAACCGAAAAGGAUGUUUUGAGCAUCACAUUUACUCCCUCUGAUAAACACCCAAAGGCAUUUGCUUUCAUAAACGGUAUUGAGGUCGUUCAGAUGCCAGAAUUGUUUGAUUCAGCUAUUCUUGUUGGGUUCACAGACCAGACAGCGGAUGCUAAGACCGCAAAUCUUCAAACGAUGUUUAGGCUUAAUGUCGGUGGUCAGGAUAUUCCCGGAAGCCAAGACUCCGGUGGAUUAACCAGAACUUGGUACAAUGAUGCGCCUUACAUCUUCAGCGCAGGUCUCGGUGUUACCCUACAAGCAAGCAACAAUUUCAGGAUUGAUUACCAGAAAAUGCCGGUUUCUACUGCUCCAGCCGAUGUCUACAAAACAGCUCGAUCACAGGGACCAAACGGAGACAUCAACAUCAAAUCGAAUCUCACAUGGUUGUUUCAAGUUGACACGAACUUCACCUACAUCAUGAGACUCCAUUUCUGUGAAUUCCAGCUUUCGAAAAUCAACCAGAAAGUAUUCAACAUUUACAUCAACAACAGAACCGCGCAGACGGAUCCAAACGCCGCAGAUAUAAUCGGAUGGACAGGAGGAAAAGGUAUCCCAACGUACAAAGAUUAUGCGAUAUACGUUGAUGCCAAUAACGGAGGAGGAGGCGAGGAGAUUUCGCUGCAGAUGACUCCAUCGACAUUUGCCAAACCGGAAUAUUAUGAUGCACAGCUUAACGGGCUAGAGGUUUUCAAGAUGGACACAAUGAAAAAUCUUGCAGGUCCAAACCCCAAGCCAUCGCCUAUGCAGGCUAACGAAGAGGGCAAAAAAGAAUUUCAGGGUGACAAAAGAAUCAAAGCUUUAGUCAUUGGUUCCGCCGGAGGAGUUGCAGCGGUUUUGCUUUGUGCAUUAUGUUUUACAAUGCAUCAGAGGAAAAGAAAAUUCCCGGGAAGCGACUCUCACACAUCGAGCUGGCUUCCAAUAUACGGAAACUCUACCACAUCGGGAACCAAAUCCACCAUCUCGGGGAAGAGCAACAACGGAAGCCACCUAUCGAAUCUUGCAGCGGGUUUAUGUCGUAGAUUCACAUUGUCUGAGAUCAAACACGGAACACAAAACUUCAAUGAGUCAAACGUAAUCGGAGUGGGAGGGUUUGGUAAGGUUUACAAAGGAGUAAUCGAUGGGGGCACAAAAGUGGCGAUCAAGAAAUCAAACCCGAAUUCAGAACAAGGUCUCAACGAAUUCGAGACGGAAAUCGAACUUCUCUCGAGAUUAAGACACAAACACUUAGUGUCCUUGAUCGGAUACUGCGACGACGGAGGAGAAAUGUGUCUGAUAUACGAUUACAUGUCCCUUGGAACACUCAGGGAGCAUCUGUACAACACCAAGAGACCUCAAUUGACUUGGAAACGAAGGCUAGAGAUCGCCAUUGGAGCUGCAAGAGGACUGCAUUACCUUCACACAGGUGCAAAGUACACGAUUAUACACCGUGACGUGAAAACGACAAACAUCUUGGUCGAUGAGAAUUGGGUUGCGAAAGUUUCCGACUUUGGGUUGUCUAAAACCGGACCAAACAUGAACGGAGGUCAUGUAACGACCGUCGUGAAAGGAAGUUUCGGGUAUUUAGAUCCAGAAUACUUCAGAAGACAACAAUUGACCGAGAAAUCAGAUGUUUACUCUUUCGGAGUUGUUCUAUUCGAGAUCUUGUGCGCUAGACCGGCGCUAAACCCUAGUUUGCCAAAGGAACAAGUGAGUCUUGGAGAUUGGGCGAUGAAUUGCAAACGAAAAGGGACUCUAGAGGACAUAAUCGAUCCUAAUCUGAAAGGAAAAGUCAAUCCAGAGUGUCUGAAGAAAUUCGCAGAUACGGCGGAGAAGUGUCUCUCCGAUAGUGGAUUAGAACGGCCGACGAUGGGAGAUGUCUUGUGGAAUCUCGAAUUCGCGCUUCAGGUACAGGAAACUGCUGACGGAUCCCGCCAUCGAACGCCGAGUCAUGGCGGUAGUUCGGAGGAUUCAGUCGACGGAGGAGGCAUGGCGGUUAACGUCGGCGCCGGGGAACACGACGCGAGUGAUCUUUCAUCAGAAGACAGCAGUGGAAUAUUUUCUCAGAUUGUAAAUCCCAAAGGGCGAUAA